Aplosporella prunicola CBS 121167 is the source of this 852-nucleotide messenger RNA. RefSeq lists its product as uncharacterized. Bases 1 to 852 code for a protein of 283 amino acids. The record is from RefSeq and is a predicted model, not a curated record. The transcript is spliced from 3 exons. Lineage: Eukaryota; Fungi; Ascomycota; Dothideomycetes; Botryosphaeriales; Aplosporellaceae.
AUGUCCACGCCAGAAGAGACACUCGGCAUAGCCGGCAGCGUUUAUGCUGAUAAAUGGAAAAGCUCCAUUCACACCACUCUCACUGUACUUAAGACGCUCCUACAGAUUAGAGGUCAUAAACUGGAAGAUAUCAUCCGGGAGCCAACGCUUCUAGAAAGCAACCGUGCCCAAGUCAAAGAGGCAAUCAAGGAAGCAUGCGACAACAAGGACGUUGUCCUAGACGCUCUCAUGCCAGAUUCAUUUUCUGGUACCUGCACAGCCUUCGCUAUAUCUAUGAAAAAUGCCCUUGAAUCUCAGUUCGGCAUGACUGGGCUUAAGAUAGGACAUAGCAAGCGCGGUCAUCGCGCCCUAUUCCACCCUGACGGAUUAGUGGUGGAUUCGUCAGCCAAUGCUGCAUUUCUGCUAGACAAGGGAAAUCCAAUCCAUGAGACUCCUUCGUGGAGCUGGAGACUUGAGGAGAGCAUUCUCCAGCAUCGGCACAAUUCCGAUAAGGGCCCCAAGUGUUCAUCAACCAAAAGAACUGUCAUCUUAAUCCGCAAGGUCAAGGACAGUGCUGAGAAUCCACUCGGGUUUUCCCAAAGAAUCACCUGGGAUCACAAACAGCACACCCUCUCCUUUGAAGAAUGGAGCAAAAUUCCUGAUAGAAAAGCGUUAGUGAUGAGAUUUGGGGCUGGCGACCAAGAAGACGAUGACGCGGCCAAAACAUGGGUCUUCAAGUUCAUGAACCAAGAUGAUGGGACUGGACGCACUUACCAACAGAGAUUGGAGGAUGCCGGUGUCCUCGAAAUUGUUAGCGACAUCAUUGAGAUUAGCACUAAUGUUUACGGGCUCUCUUCAUACAGUGACUCUUGA